This is a messenger RNA of Microtus oregoni (creeping vole), 4547 nucleotides long. It is a transcript of the gene Nod1, whose product is annotated as nucleotide binding oligomerization domain containing 1. The transcript has 12 exons. Gene Ontology annotation, biological process: regulation of apoptotic process. Gene Ontology annotation, molecular function: protein binding. The record is from RefSeq and is a predicted model, not a curated record. NCBI's taxonomy places the organism in Eukaryota, Metazoa, Chordata, Mammalia, Rodentia, Cricetidae. Bases 465 to 3326 code for a protein of 953 amino acids.
GCGAACUCUGAGGCCUGCCCACUACCGCUCCGCAGGGGCGGCUGGUCCAGGGCAGUGUGCCGCGGCUCUGGCGGGGGAGGAGUGACAGGGAACAGCGCCACGGCCGGUCCCCGCCUCGUCCGCCCGCUCCGCCCCAUUCUCUCCCGGGAGCCCACCGGAGCCCGGGCGCGGCCAGGCGGAGCGACCGUGGUUCCCGCCAGUCCCAGUUCCCGGACCGCCAGCCGCAGUACCCGCUCUGCCCGCCUGCUGCUGCUGUCCCUUUCUAUCCGCGACCCUAGUCCCGGGAUUCCAGCACUGCGGACCACCGCGCUCCCACGCCACCGGAGUCAAAGUCCUGUCAGUUUGGGUCAGCAGUGAAAGGCAGGAUCCUGGUCGGUGGCCCUGAAUCCUGAUUGCCUGUCUGUCAGGGAGACACAUGUGGUCAAAGAUGAAUUUGAGCAAAGUAGCUGCUGGCUACUCGAACUAUGGAAAAGCAGGGCCAUUAUGAGAUGGGAGCCGUCCCACCGGGUUGCCACUCCCACAUUAAACUGCUGAAGAUCAACAGGGAACAUCUGGUCACCAACAUCCGCAACACUCAGUGUCUGGUGGACAACUUGCUGAAGAAUGGCUACUUCUCAGCGGAAGAUGCAGAGAUCGUGUGUGCCUGUCCUACCCAGCCCGACAAGGUCCGAAAAAUUCUUGACCUGGUGCAGAGCAAAGGUGAGGAGGUGUCUGAGUUCUUCCUCUACGUGCUACAGCAACUCGAGGACGCUUAUGUGGACCUCAGGCUGUGGCUAUCAGAGAUCGGCUUCUCCCCUUCCCAGCUCAUUCGAAGCAAAAUUAUCGUCAAUACUGACCCAGUGAGCAGAUACACCCAGCAGCUGCGACACCAACUGGGCCGGGACUCCAAGUUCAUGAUGUGCUACGCCCAAAAGGAGGACCUGCUGCUUGAGGAGACUUACAUGGACACACUCAUGGAGCUAGUAGACUUCAACAACCAAAACCUAGGCAGCCUGGGAGGCCUGGACUGCCUGAUGGAUCACAGCACUGGUAUCCUCAACGAGCAUGGCGAGACUGUCUUCGUGUUUGGGGACGCGGGAGUGGGCAAGUCCAUGCUGCUGCAGCGGCUGCAGAGCCUCUGGGCGUCCGGCAGGCUGACCUCGGCAGCCAAGUUCUUCUUCCAUUUCCGCUGCCGCAUGUUUAGCUGCUUCAAGGAGAGCGACACGUUGUGUCUGCAGGACCUGCUCUUCAAACACUUCUGCUACCCAGAGCAGGACCCCGAAGAGGUGUUCUCCUUCUUGCUGCGCUUUCCCCACACGGCGCUCUUUACUUUUGAUGGCCUGGAUGAGCUGCAUUCGGACUUCGACCUGAGCCGCGUGCCGGACAGCUGCUGCCCCUGGGAGCCAGCGCACCCACUGGUCCUAUUGGCCAACCUCCUAAGCGGGAGGCUGCUCAAGGGUGCCGGCAAGCUGCUCACUGCCCGCACAGGCGUCGAGGUCCCCCGCCAGCUUCUGCGCAAAAAGGUGCUGCUCCGAGGUUUCUCCCCCGGCCACCUGCGCGCCUAUGCCCGCAGGAUGUUCCCUGAGCGCAUGGCUCAUGAGCAUCUGCUGCAGCAACUGGAUGCCAACCCCAACCUCUGUAGUCUGUGCGCUGUGCCGCUCUUCUGCUGGAUCAUCUUCCGCUGCUUCCAGCAUUUCCACACGGCCUUUGAGGGUUCCUCGCAGCUGCCGGACUGUGCCGUGACCCUGACUGAUGUCUUCCUGCUGGUCACUGAGGUGCAUCUGAACAGGACACAGCCCAGCAGCCUGAUGCAGCGCAAUACGCGCAGCCCGGCAGAGACACUGCGUGCAGGCUGGCGCACGCUGCACGCGCUCGGCCAGGUGGCGCACCGAGGCACCGACAGGAGCCUGUUUGUGUUCAGUCAGGAGGAGGUGCAGGCAUCAAAGCUGCAGGAGGGGGAUCUGCAGCUGGGCUUCCUGAGGCCUCUGCCAGACGUGGGCCCUGAGCAGGGCCAGCAGUCCUAUGAGUUUUUCCAUCUCACGCUCCAGGCCUUCUUCACUGCCUUCUUCCUGGUGGCAGAUGACAAAGUGGGCACCCGGGAGUUGUUGAGGUACUUUCGAGAGUGGACGUCUCCCGGGGCGACACCAAGCACGUCCUGCUAUCCUUCCUUCUUCUCCUUCAGGUGCCUGGGUGGCGGCAGCCGGUUGGGCCCUGAUCCUUUCAGGAACAAAGACCACUUCCAGUUCACCAACCUCUUUCUGUGUGGGCUGCUGGCCAAGGCCAGACAGAAACUCCUUCGGCAGCUGGUGCCCAAGGCUAUCCUGAGGAGGAAGCGCAAAGUCCUGUGGGCUCACCUGUUUGCCAGCCUGCGCUCCUACCUGAAGGGUUUGCCCCGGGUCCAGAGUGGAGGCUUUAAUCAGGUGCACGCCAUGCCCACAUUCCUGUGGAUGCUGCGCUGCAUCUACGAGACACAGAGCCAGAAGGUGGGGCGCCUAGCCGCCAGGGGCAUCAGUGCCGACUAUCUCAGGUUGGCCUUCUGCAAUGCUUGCUCUGCUGACUGCAGUGCCCUGUCCUUCGUCCUGCACCACUUCCACAGGCAGCUGGCCCUCGAUCUGGACAACAACAACCUCAAUGACUAUGGCGUGCAGGAGCUGCAGCCUUGCUUCAGCCGCCUUACCGUGCUCAGACUCAGUGUCAACCAGAUCACGGACACAGGCGUGAAGGUGUUGUGUGAGGAACUGACCAAGUACAAGAUCGUGACAUUCCUGGGUUUAUACAACAACCAGAUCACUGAUAUCGGAGCCAGGUAUGUGGCCCAAAUCCUGGACGAAUGCAGAGGCCUCACGCACCUUAAACUGGGAAAAAACAGAAUAACAAGUGAGGGUGGGAAGUGUGUGGCUCUGGCUGUGAAGAACAGCACCUCCAUCAUUGAUGUUGGGAUGUGGGGCAAUCAGAUUGGGGAUGAAGGGGCAAAGGCCUUCGCAGAAGCAUUGAGGGACCAUCCCAGCCUGACCAACCUCAGUCUUGCAUCCAAUGACAUCUCCCCUGAAGGAGGGAAGACCCUUGCACAGGCCCUGAAGCACAACACCACUCUAAAAAUAUUCUGGCUGACGCAAAAUGAACUUAAUGACGAGGCAGCAGAGUGCUUUGCUGAGAUGCUGAAAGUCAACCGGACACUGAAGCACUUAUGGCUUAUUCAAAAUCACAUCACAGCCACGGGGACAGCCCAGCUGGCUGAGGCACUGCAGAAGAACACCACCAUAACAGAGAUUUGUCUCAACGGAAACCUAAUUAAGCCCGAGGAGGCCAAAGUCUUUGAGAAUGAGAAGCGGAUCAUCUGUUUCUGAUGGACUCUCCUGGGCUGGACCUUUGGGAAUGAGAAGCAGAUCAUCUGUUUCUGAUGGACUCUCCUGGGCUGGACCUUUGACCUAGGUUGCUCCUUGGUCACAGACAGCACUGCGCAGUCAGCAGAGAUACAGGACGCUGUGCAGGGCCUGCAGCAAGGGGACUCUUAGGAGCCCUCCCCUGCAGAUGCUCAGACUGGCAGUGCCCAAGCCAUGGCUGGGAAUGUGCAGACGUAGAGUAUCUUAGGAGCCACUGUCACCACUCAAAACCAGCAAGCUUUUCUAUACAAAGAGGUUCCCCUGCAUAGCCACAACAGUGUCUGAAGAUGAAAGGAUAGGAAGCAGGGGGCCAACCUCAGCUCCCACAGAUGCCUGCUUGCAGGAUUCACGGGACCGAUGGCACCUUCAGGAAAGAGCUGGGAACUUGGGCAGAGCCGACAGCAACUUUUCGCAAAGAAGGCACCUGGUGACCACACAGUUAUCUUGAAAGCUCCUUCCUCUGCUCAAUACCCCCUCCCACUGUACAGAUCCGUUCCUUCCUCCUAGCCGUGAUUAUUGAAGUAGGUCCACCGUGGGGAGGGCUCAUUCAAGGGCCCCCAGCGAGCUGGUUGUCAAGGGCUCAUCACAGACUUUGGUUUCCGUUCUGGAUUCUCCCUGGCUGCAAAUGGGAAUCAGAGGAACUCUAGGCCUUAAAGAGUACUGAGGUCCUGCCUAGAGUUUUCCCCCAUCUCUGCCUGCCCCGCCCCCGGGGGGAGAAUCAGUUCCCAUCCUCCACAGCAGCAGGACUUGCCUCGAUGGUCCUGCGAUCUCAAGCAAAACUCUCUCCCUUGCUUGUGAGCAAGAAGUAUGAUCAUGUUCUCAGCAGUUGGAGGGUGACUGAGCACAGCCAAGACUCAGAUCAGCCAGCAAAGCAUGGCAGAUACCCACCACCAUGGUGGGCAUGUGGGGAUGCCCAGCAGGGUGGGACGGCUGGGGAUGUUGCCAGAUAACAUAUUCUUUUACCACCUCAUUUGUAAAUAAAAUAUACUUGCUAUUUCUAGUGGCUAAGUCUGGGGGUUUUCUGAAGGAACGCUGUCUGGAGGGAACAUUAGGAGACUUGAGCCGCAGCCUGGCUCACUGCAGUGGGGGUCCUGGGGAGUCAUGCUAUACAGCAGAGGUGUCACCAAGGGACAAGAAAGGUGGAGGCAGCAUCCAAGGUCGCUCUACCCGGUCUCUGAAUCCAAA